GAUUUGCAGAGCGCCCGCCGUGUGCCAGACACUGUGCUGAGCGCUUUGUUGGGCCGCGAUGCCCCCCCCGUCGCAGGGGUCCCUCUCCCACCGACCCGCCUUUGUCCCCCGGACCCCGGAGCCCUGAAACCCCCGACCGACGAGAGGACCAAGAGGACAGGGCGUCCUGACAGUAGCCCCGGGGGGACCUGCGCUGAGAGGCCGCGCCCACCAUGAGCUGGAGCUUCCUGACCCGCCUGCUGGAGGAGAUCCACAACCACUCGACGUUCGUGGGCAAGAUCUGGCUGACGGCCCUGAUCGUGUUCCGCAUCGUCCUGACGGCCGUGGGCGGCGAGUCCAUCUACUACGACGAGCAGAGCAAGUUCGUGUGCAACACGGAGCAGCCGGGCUGCGAGAACGUCUGCUACGACGCCUUCGCCCCGCUGUCCCACGUGCGCUUCUGGGUCUUCCAGAUCAUCCUGGUGGCCACCCCGUCGGUCCUCUACCUGGGCUACGCCAUCCACCGGAUCGCCAAGCUGGACCACGGGGCCGGGGCCGGGAAGGGGGCGGCGCGGGGCGAGCCCUACCCCGUCCGCUGGAAGCCCCACCGGGCCCUGGAGGAGACGGAGGAGGACCGCCAGGAGGACCCCGUGAUGUUCCCGGAGGCGGACCUGGAGGGCACCCCGGCCGGCCGGGAGCCCGGCCCGCCCGAGCCCAAGCACGACGGCCGGCGGCGCAUCCGGCGGGACGGCCUGAUGCGCGUCUACGUCGUCCAGCUGCUGGCCCGCACGGGCUUCGAGGUGGGCUUCCUGCUGGGCCAGUACUUCCUCUACGGCUUCCGGGUCAGCCCCUCGUACGUCUGCAGCCGCAGCCCCUGCCCCCACAGGAUCGACUGCUUCGUCUCCCGGCCCACGGAGAAGACGGUCUUCCUCCUCAUCAUGUACGGGGUCAGCGGCCUCUGCCUGGUCCUCAACGUCUGGGAGAUGCUGCACCUGGGCCUGGGGACCCUGCGGGACUCGCUGGGCCGCCCCGGGCCCCGGCCGGACCCCCCGGGCCCGCCCCGCGGCUCGCCCUGCCCCUGGGACGCCCCGUCGGCACCCCCUGGCUACAACAUCGCCGUCAGGCCGGAGCCGGGGGGCCCCUACGCCGAGUUGGCCAGCGCCAAGAUCGCCUCCAAGCAGAACCGGGCCAACAGCGCCCAGGAGCGCCAGCAGUUCGGCAGCCACGAGGGCAACCUCCCGGCCGACCUGGAGGCCCUGCAGAGGGAGAUCCGCGUGGCCCAGGAGCGCCUGGACCUGGCCAUCCAGGCCUACAACCACCACCACCACCGCCAGCCCGCCGGCGGGCCGGAGAAGAAGGCGCGGACCGGCUCCAAGGGCAGCGUCAGCAGCAAGUCGGGGGACGGCAAGGCCUCCGUCUGGAUCUGACCCGCGGCGGGGCCCGACUCCGGUGGCGGGGGGCUCGGGGGUCCCCGGGGACGCCCGCCCGCCUGGCCGGAGGAGGAUCCGUUCCCGGAGCAGGCCCCGGCCUCCCGGCGGGGAGCGCAGGGCUCGAAAUCGCCCCCGUCGAACCGUUCUGCGCCUACGGUGCUGUGGUGCGUUUUCAGCACGAAACCGUCUUUUGUAUUUAUCCGUCGGCCCGCCGCGGUUCGACUUUUCUAUUAAAGGAAAACCCAGUUGGGCGACUCC
Tachyglossus aculeatus (Australian echidna) is the source of this 1667-nucleotide messenger RNA. It is a transcript of the gene GJC1, whose product is annotated as gap junction protein gamma 1. Lineage: Eukaryota; Metazoa; Chordata; Mammalia; Monotremata; Tachyglossidae. The transcript is spliced from 2 exons. The record is from RefSeq and is a predicted model, not a curated record. Gene Ontology annotation, cellular component: connexin complex. The coding region runs from base 213 to 1406 and encodes 397 amino acids. Gene Ontology annotation, biological process: cell communication.